Messenger RNA from Meriones unguiculatus (Mongolian gerbil), 501 nucleotides. Its product is annotated as keratin-associated protein 16-3-like. The record is from RefSeq and is a predicted model, not a curated record. NCBI's taxonomy places the organism in Eukaryota, Metazoa, Chordata, Mammalia, Rodentia, Muridae. The coding region runs from base 1 to 501 and encodes 166 amino acids. The transcript has 2 exons.
AUGAGCUACUACCACAGCUACAAUGGAGGCCUGGGCUAUGGCUAUAGAGGCUUUAGGGGCCUAGGCUAUGGCUAUGGCUGUGGAUGUGGAAGUUUCCACCGACUGGGCUAUGGCUGUGGCACUGGUGGCUAUGGAUAUGGCUCUGGCUAUGGAGGCUAUGGACGUUCAUGUUUAGGAUCUUACCUUGAAAAACACAUCAAACCUACAUCUCCUGACACCAUGAGCUACUACAGCGGCUACUACGGAGGCCUGGGCUACGGCCAUGGUGGCUCCAGAGGCCUGGGCUGCGGCUAUGGUUGUGGCUGUAACAGCUUCCGCAGACUGGGCUAUGGCUGUGGUUAUGGAGGCUACGGAUAUGGCUCUGGCUAUGGAUGUGGUUCAGGCUACGGAUAUGGCUCAGGCUACGGAUAUGGCUCUGGCUAUGGAAAUGGUUCUGGCUACGGAUAUGGCUGCUGCCGCCCUUCAUGCUGUGGAGGGUAUGGGUUCUCCAGCUUCUACUGA